This is a messenger RNA of Acanthosepion pharaonis, 1251 nucleotides long. Lineage: Eukaryota; Metazoa; Mollusca; Cephalopoda; Sepiida; Sepiidae. The record is from the annotation of a GenBank genome assembly.
AUGUCUUUUUUUUUAUUCAUUUUUGGAAUUUACAGCCACGACCGAAAGCUAAUUUGCUUCCCCUCCCUUCCUGCGCCGCCAGCAACAGCAGCCGUAGUUGUCGUCGUCGUAGCCACUACAGUCGUCAUUUACACCAGCAGCAGCCGUAGCCGUCGUCGUCGCAGCCACUCCGCCUUUGUCCUCAUCAUCACCAGCGGACCCGCGACUGACCAGCCUCCGCCUUCGUCCUCAUCAUCACCAGCGGACCCGCGACUGACCAGCCUCCGCCUUCCCUCCGCCUUCGUCCUCAUCAUCACCAGCGGACCUGUGACUGACGAGCCUCCGCCUUCGUCCUCAUCACCACCAGCGGACCCGCGACUGACCAGCCUCCGCCUUCGCCCUCAGACCAGAAGCCUGCCUGAUCCAGAGACGACUUUUACCUCAUCUCCAACACCACUCAGGAUUUUGGUGAGGAACAUUGUUGAGCAGCCACGCCUGGCUCGUCUUGGCCUUGUGUGCAGGAGCGAAGUCCUGCUGGAAGACGUAGGGGCGUUCGGCGGCGAUCUCGUCCAUCCGGGGCUUCACCACGCUCCUCAGCACCUUCUGGUAGAUCUCAGCGGUGACUCUCGGACCCUUUUGAAAGAAGAACGCAGAGAUGACGUCCCCCUCGCUGGAGAUGACGCCAAGGACCAUGACGGAGGAGGGAAACUUUGUAUGCUUCACGACGGGAACCUCCUCGAUGUCUUUGCUGAUGCACCUGUCGUUCGGCCUGUUACUCGUCUGGUCCUGGAUGAAAUUCUUUUCAUCAGAGAAGAAUCCCAGCCUCCCAGCGGACCCGUGCUUGAGCUCGUUCAGCAAAGCCGCCGCCUUGACCUUCUUCGACUCAUUGGAGGCAUUCGUGAUGAGCAUGCGGUGAGAAUUGCGCUAGGAGGAGUAACCAAUGUCCUCCUUGUUCGUUCAGCAGAUCGUCGACUUGUCACAGCCCAUGUCAGCGGUGAUCUUGGUGUAGCUCUGGCUUCUAACAUUGUCGACUGUCUCCUUGACAGCGGCGACGAACUCGUCUGUCCUAACGACCGAAGAACGAACGUUGUGGGCCUUUCGUUUGGCAGUAAACUCGUCCUUGUUCUCACACGCCUUUCACUUCCUCCAAAUGUCCAUGACCAUGGUCCUCUUGAACCGAAACCAGGCCAUCACUUCCGAAGGCUUCUUCCCGACGCCAAAAGAAGCUACUACUUCUGCUCUGUGCUCAUAUUCCAUCCUGAAAAAGGGUAG